Gopherus evgoodei (Goodes thornscrub tortoise) is the source of this 5509-nucleotide messenger RNA. It is a transcript of the gene TMEM255A, whose product is annotated as transmembrane protein 255A. The record is from RefSeq and is a predicted model, not a curated record. Bases 37 to 1008 code for a protein of 323 amino acids. NCBI's taxonomy places the organism in Eukaryota, Metazoa, Chordata, Testudines, Testudinidae. The transcript is spliced from 9 exons.
CCCGGGGCCCGGCUGGGCAGCGCAGCAGGCGGCACCAUGCGCCAGUCCCUGACUCAGCAGCGCUCCAGCGCCGUCCCCCUGCCUGACUCCGCGGGGUCAUUCAAUAGAAGAAAAAGAAAUUCCCUCUACGUAACUGUGACUCUCCUCAUUGUGUCAGUAUUAAUUCUUACCGUGGGCCUAGCUGCUACAACAAGAACCCAAAAUGUGACUGUUGGAGGUUAUUACCCUGGGGUUAUUCUUGGUUUUGGGUCAUUUCUUGGAAUAAUUGGAUCAAACUUGAUAGAAAACAAAAGACAAAUGCUAGUUGCAUCCAUUGUCUUCAUCAGUUUUGGAGUCAUUGCUGCGUUCUGCUGUGCCAUAGUUGAUGGUGUCUUUGCUGCCAGACACAUAGAUCUUAGGCCACUGUACGCAGGCCGAUGUCAGUAUUAUUCCAAAAGUACGACUCCACCCGAGGGGAUCUGUAAUCCACAGCGCCGGGGACCUUGCACACCUAAAAUAAAAACCAACACCUGCUUCUGCUGUGACCUAUACAACUGUGGAAACAGAGUGGAAAUUUCUGGUGGGUACUAUGAAUAUAUUGAUGUCAGCAGCUGCCAGGAUAUCAUUCACCUUUACCACUUGCUCUGGUCAGCGACAAUUUUGAACAUAGUCGGAUUGUUUCUAGGGAUCAUCACAGCUGCAAUCCUUGGAGGCUUUAAAGACAUGACUCCCUCCCUUCCUACACUAAACUGUACAGUUGAAAACGCACAUCCCUCAGUGUCCUAUUACUCAAGGCCACAGGUGACUUCUUACAACACUUACUACCACAGCACUCCUCACCUGCCACCAUACUCAGCGUAUGACUUCCAGCAUUCCAGUGUGUUUCCAGCCUCCACUCCUUCUGGCCUUUCAGAUGACCCCCAGUCAAUGUCACCAUCUCCAAGCUACAUGUGGUCCUCCAAUGCUCCUCCUCGCUAUUCCCCACCAUAUUUUCCUCCUUUUGAAAAGCCACCACCUUAUACACCAUAAAGAAAAAAUGUGCUGUUGAAAUAAUUGUGAACAUUUUGUAUUUAUAUUUCAUUGAGGUGGAAGAGAACAUUACAGAAGACAAUUCUUGCAAGACUUAUGUAGGGGUUUAACAACUGUGUAUAGAGCAAGGAGGCCUCUGUUUUACAAUAUGAUUCACAGUAGUCCUUGAUUUUUAAGAGGUGCUGCCUGGUCGGAGUAUUGAUCGCAGUCUGCCAUGCUUCAUCUUGAGCUGAGCAGUCACCUGGAGUGGGGUUAGCCAGAACCAGGAGUUGCCCCAGCCUACUCUUUUGCUCUAAAGGUGAGGGUGCUUGCAAAUCAACUCUGAUGUUAAUUUUGUUUGGCCUUUCGCUUCCUACUGGCAGGACAUUGCUGGGCCAUGGAAUGUAGUUCACAUCUUUCAUUGCUUACAGUCUACAUCCUUAUCAAAGGAAAAUCCAAAGAAGAGCAUGAGUUUCUUAAAACAUAAUACAAACUGAUGGAAAAAUAAUUCUAUAGGAUAUGAUGUCCUGUAGUAGUCCAACAACUGGAAUAGCGCCUGCUGAAAGAGAGAACUGCACUAGCCAGGCUGGCUUGUUUCAGGAUGCAUCAUAAGGUAGGAGGUAUAAUAUCGAACAGAGUAUUGUUAGUUCUGGUAUGUAUAAAUAUAAAAGUCACAGUUUGGGUGGUUAUGUAUCAGCAAUUGGAUUGUAGAUAUCUCCUAAAUAGAAAGAUGCAGUUUUCUGUGUUCUGCUAAGCAAAAGCAUCCGACACUGUCCACAAGUCAUUUCAGCAAAACCAUGUGUUUUCCUUCUUUUGGUCGGGAAAUUUGUAUAAAUUGUUUUGAGUUAGCAUCCUGUAGAAGAACUUUUUUAGUGGCUGUAUUACAGGCUGCAUGUAAUGAAUUUCCACUAUUUGUUCUCAAGAUGUAAGUCUCUUGUGGAUAAAAUUCAACACCAUGUAACCGAUAGCCUAGGACAAAGUUGAUAAGAAUUUGCUGUUAUUGUUGUGUCUUUCUUUUAAUCUUCAAAUGAUAGUUGUGCUGAUCUAGAUUUCAUGCAAGUUUUGCAUGCAUCUUGCAUAACAAAAAAAAUCAACUUUAUUAAGUGGCACAAUGCUCCUUUAAAGUGGUUCUUGCCCAAGAAGUGAUUUCAUUUGGCAACUUUCUGUUCAGAACCACUCACUCUGAGCAUUCCAUCCGUUUACUUUGGGGAUAAAAAUAAGAUCUCUGCUUUUUACUUGCUAUACCGAAAAGGCUGAUUCUGUUUCAGCUCCUGCACCUAAAGAAGUGUAAACUGUAAGGCUGCACCCAUCUACAGCUGUGUCACUUCAAUCCAGACAAAAUGUAAUGGAGAGCAAAAUUUGGCUUGUAGAGUUUUAUGCUGUUAUGUGAGCCACAACGAAUACAGUUGGACUUCAGAUUGCAGCAUCUUUCUACUUUCAACCUAACCACAUGUGAGAUAGUGUCAGAAAGGAAGAUACAUGCGGGACCCACAAUGUCACUCCCAGAGUACAACCAAACUUUAACAUGCUGCUUUUAACCCUGUACAUUUGCAAAGCAUUUGGGCAGUUUUUUAGACUCAUCACUUCCCUGUCGGAUACAAGUCCAUCUAGUGUCAAACUAAAAAGAGAAUAAAUUGUUCAACCAGAAGCAAAUGUAAAACUUGUCUCUGGACAACGAAAUAUUUCUUCUUAGAAAAUGGUGGGAGGAGGAGAAAUACAUGCAAGAUACCCACUGGAUCUAAAGCAGUAGUGUAUGCAGAACAUGUUCCAGUAGACUCCCCCCCCCGCCAUUAUAUAUGGUUUAAAAUACAGCUCCCGUAAGUUUGGGCACCAGAAAUAAAUUAGCACACUAAUACCCCGUCUGUUCUAAAUUAACCUCACAGCUGUUCAACUCAAUCACAUCUUUAAAAGAGACUUUGCAUGCAUAUAAAAAAAAGUGACAGCACCCAUGGUACUACUCCCUGUGAGAAAUAUAUUGCAUACAUUUUUUUUUAAUAGUAUUUUACUUCUAGAGCUUUGAAAUAAAAGUUACAGUCCAAACCUCACCUGGAAAAUAGUAUACCAUUUGUGCCUAUCUCUAUUAAAUAGGGCUACAAGGCACAGGGGAUAUUGCAGGUCAGAACUAAGGCGCAUUGCACAGUCAUGAGGGGAGAAAAAUAACGCAGUGCCAUAAAAAGGAUCUUUGGAAGCAAGUGUAUUGUUAGUACCUUUGGCCUGACAGAAGCAGAAAACCUAAGAAAUUGUCAAUGCUUUUUUUUUCCAAACCUUUGAGCUUUUUAUUUAUUGUUAUAUGCUGGUAUAUUUAAGCAAAAGCUGCAAUGCUGCUUUAAAUUCAUUAUAAAAGGACAACUCAACAUUAACAUUAGAAGCAUUAUUGGGAUUUUCUGUUCAACUUGCUGUUUUCCUUCUGCUUCAACAACAGUAUAAACAUUGAACAUAAAUGCAAUGUUAUGCACUGUAUCCAUAAUGUCUUAUGCGAAUGUAAAAAUUACAACACAUAUGCAUCUUUUAUUACUUCACAAAAGUAAAACUGUGACUUUUAAAAAAUUUUUACAAAGUUGCAGUUUACAUUUUAGCAGCUUUUCUGAGUAUUAAUGUUGCAACCAUUACACUGAAAUUCCUUGUAUGUAACUAGGAACUACAGAAAAAGCUACAACAGCAUUUGCUAUUUUAGGGCCCAGAACUGCCAACCUUACUGGGCAUGGUGCUCACUACCCUUGGUAGUCCUAGUUAAGUCACUGAGCCCUGGUUUUGUAAAUUGUGUUGAAAGAACAAAUGUAUCCUAUGCAUUUUAUAGUUGUGGUAACUACAAUUCUGCAAUCCUUAUUCACAUGAGUAGUUCCAUUGAUUUCAGGGGCGUUACACUUAUAAGUGCUAUCCAGUGUGUGCAAGGCUCUGUAUCCUCUGUAGUCUGCUACACACAGAGAAAUUCUGCUGAAGAACAUUAAAAUGGAAGGCUUUAUUUAAAACAGAGGUGAAUAAUGUAAACAGUACAGUAUCCCAUUCGCUUAUUUUUAUAUUAAAUUCAAUAGAUUAUGCUGGGCUUGAUCCUGCACCACUCACGUCAGUGGGAGUUUUGCUGUUGACCCCAGCAGAGCAAGUCCAAUCCCUACAUGAAUGAGACGUUUUACUAAUGUUCCUGAUAUUUUCUCCCCAAACAGGUUUUGACAAGUUUCUGAGCAGCUGUGUUUUUCUUGUCAAAUCCUUUCCCCACAUCAGUUUUACUAUGCUGAUUAGUUUCAGAGUAGCGCCGUGUUAGUCUGUAUCCGCAAAAAGAACAGGAGUACUUGUACUUAGCACUUACUCAUGCAAAUAGUCCCAUUGAGUUUAUUGGGCCUGCUCCAGUAAGUAUUACUUAUUAGGGGUUGCAGAAUUAGACCCCAUUUCAAUAAUAAUUUGUCAACCAAAGUAUCAAUUAUCUCAAGAACUGCAGAUGGAAAAAUUCCAAACCAUAACCAAUUAGAGAUUAACUUAUUUGCAGCUUCAUUAAAUAUGAAGUCGCUGCACCAUGAGUUAACUGAAAUACAUCAGCUGAAUAAGACAACAAGAAGUUGAAGUUUCUAGACCAGUGCAACCCAAUUAGAAGUCAAGCAGAAACAUACUGGCUCAAAAUGCUUUUAGAUUGUGCAGUUUACAAUAUGCACCGUUGUUCAACUAAUUCAGCUUAAUAAAAGAAAGCUCUAAAUUGCAUACAUUUUGUUGAGAAUUCACUGCUACCUUAAAAAGUCCUACAUGAGACAAUUAUCAACAUUAACUCAUCUAAAGCUGUGUUUCUCAACCUUUUUGAUCCCAGGAAUUGGUAUACUGCCUUCCUAAAUUGUCAGGGAGACCUCAGGGGUGGGUGCUGGUCCACAAAUCAGUUGCUGAGAAACACAAAGUGUCUCAGAAAAGUGGAUUGCCCUUGAAAAGAAACAUUCUGCACAUCUCUAGAAUUAAAACUUUUUAUUUUUGCCAUAGAAAGCUCUAAGAACUAAUAUCAAUUAUCGGUUAAUGAAAAGUAGAACACAACUUUAAAAACUAUGUUAAGGAAAAGACUGUACAAGUAUAUACAUUACAGUAUUGGUAAAAAUGAACAAUGUUUCACACAGAACAGUUGAUAGGUAACAGCUGUAGAACCCAAUGUUCAAUGUAUACAGUUGUCAGCUUUUGCAUCUUUGUAUAAGCUGCAUGCCUUAACAGUACAAAAUAAAUAAGCAACCUAUCAAUUUUGUUAUCUCUGUAUUUGUUUAUUUAUAUAUUGGAAUGCUGUGGUAUGAAUUCCCAUAGGAGCCACACAGUGAGGACUCUUCACCAUCAUUAUUACAUUCUGUAGCAGAUCAAAGUUAACUUUUAUAUUUGUAAAAUGAUGUUUAGGUUUGCUACGGGAUCUCUGCUGAAUGUUGUAAUAAUUAUAUAAAUGCAUGUUCAGAUUCAAUUAGUGUAAAUCCAAUUUUUUUUCCAGAGCCAAUUUCUUAAUAUUUACUAAAUGUUUUGGAUUAAGUCAAACCGGAAGGUAAUGAUAAAGAUUUAAAAAAAACAAAAA